ACAUUUAAAUAAUAAUAAUAAUAAAAAAAAAAAAACGGAAGAAAACAAAUCUAAAACCAUGAUAUGCUACUGGUCAGCUUUUUGGGUACUGUGGUGGAGCUCGUGCUGUGUCUUCUAUGCUACUGGAAGCAGCGCUUCAUUUGAUAGCAAUAACGACAUCCAUUUAGGGUUCAUUCACAGGAGGUUGAAGACUGACGAAAAGAGAGAGAUGCAGAAAGAGAUCCUCUCAGUCCUGGGGCUGCCACAUAGACCCAAACCGCAUCUGUCAUCUGGAAAGUACAAUUCAGCCCCGCUGUUUAUGUUGGAUCUGUACAAUACCAUUUCAAACGAAGAGAAGAACGAAGUAGAGGGUUUUUUGGAUCAGUACAAAUCCAUCUUCACGACACAAAGUCCACCUCUUGCCAGUUUACAAGAUAAUACCUUCUUAAACGAUGCUGACAUGGUGAUGAGCUUCGUUAACUUGGUGGAGUACAACAGGGAGUUCUCACCUCACCGACGGCAUCACAAGGAGUUUAAAUUCAACCUGUCUCAAAUUCCAGAGGGGGAGGCUGUCACAGCCUCUGAGUUUCGUAUCUACAAGGACUGUGUUAGCAAUGCCUUCAAAAAUGAAACCUUCCUCAUCAGCAUCUAUCAAGUGGUAGAGGAACACAAGGACAGAGAGACAGGUCUGUUCCUGCUGGACACACGGACACUGUGGGCUACGAAGGAGGGUUGGCUGGAGUUUGAUAUCACUGCCACCAGUAACCUUUGGGUGAUGAGCCCCACACACAAUUUAGGCCUUCAACUCAGUGUGGAGACCAGCAAUGGCAACAGCAUUAACCCUAAGGAGGCAGGUUUGAUUGGGCGAGACGGCCCUCACGACAAACAACCUUUCAUGGUGGCAUUCUUCAAGGUGACCAAGGUUCACAUCCGGACCACCCGCUCGGCACCUAAUAAGCACAAGCAGCAGAGCCGCAACAGGUCCACUCAGCCGCAGAACAUGCACAGGAACCCAAACGUGUCAGAUUACAAUAGUAGUGACCAGAAGACAGCUUGUAAAAAGCAUGAGUUGUAUGUCAGUUUUGGACAACUUGGGUGGCAGGAUUGGAUCAUUGCACCAGAAGGAUAUGCAGCAAACUAUUGUUUUGGAGAAUGCUCAUUUCCCCUCAAUGCACACAUGAAUGCCACAAACCAUGCAAUUGUGCAGACACUGGUCCACCUCAUGAAUCCAGAGAAUGUCCCAAAGCCUUGCUGCGCACCCACCAAACUAAAUGCCAUUUCUGUCCUCUACUUUGACGAUAAUUCAAAUGUGAUUCUGAAGAGAUACAAGAACAUGGUAGUCAGAGCUUGUGGGUGUCAUUGACAAAGAAGCCAGUCAGGAGCUCACUGGCAUUGCAGAACAUGCUGUUUAACCAAUUUUCUAGACUUCUGCUGCAGCCCUGCUUUCGGGAAAACAAGCUUUAUCUACUUUACCCUUUAAUUGUACAGGAUCGAGGGAGCCAGUAACUGGGAUGAUGCUUCUUGACGGGGAAAAAAAAAAGCCCAGAUGCAGAUCCUAUUAUUCAAAGACUGCAUACUUCCAAAUGAGUUACAGUACAGGAAUGGUCCAGACAGAAUGACCAUUAACUGCAACUCCUAAACGUAGAACUAAGGGGCGUGGUGAAUGUUGAUUCAUUUAAAAUGGAAAACGUUGCCAAAGUUGUAAUGUCUUGUCUAAUGUCUGGAUUUAUUAUAAUUGUUAUAUUCAUCCCCAGACGAUAAGCAAAAUACUUUUGAUAUUCUGCUGUUCAGUUCAUAUUUUGGAAUUUUUCCCCGAACUUACCUCUUGCAAAGAAUGGUUUCUAAUGUGCAUUUAUUGUUCUACAAUGGGCUGCAAUUUUAAAAGAGGGUCGCUGGGUUUGGUACAAAUAUUCCAGUCUGGGAUGCAAACAAACGCUAAACCACUGUCAAGCAGGAAACUUUUUUUAUAUGUAUUCACUGCAUAGGCCAUAUUCACAAAUAAUUUAAAACACUAUGCUAAAGAUUGCACCAUUCAUAACUGUAACAAAUGUGCAUGGAAGAGCCCUUAAAUGAACUUCCUGAGUUACUCAUUUUAAACAUCAACAUUGUUUUCUUUUAAACACAAUUUUGUUUAUGCAUAAUAGUAAAUACUUUGUGAAUAUUUAUUUUAAUCUUGAUGUCAUAAAUAUGUAGACUAUCACCCACAAAAUUACUCACAUUAAUGCUGGUUUAAAAGCAGUGGGUUAGAUUAGCAAAUACCACAUAUUGUUUUCAGUAACUAAUAAAGCCCUAAAUCUCUUGAACAUUACACAUUAUAUUAAGAAACAAGUGUCACAAAUUGAUUCCGAAGGUUUACCACAUCUUGAUUAUUAUACGUGUUCAAUUCUCAUAUUUACUGUAAUCAUAUGUGUUUUUCUAACCUCUUUGAAUAAAUAAUUUUUUACAACUUUGUGAUUACCCUGUAAGUACAUCACAAGCAAAAAUUACAUAAUUAACUUUGGGUCUGAAUGCAAUUGUCCAUUGAUCACUUCAGGCCUCAGCCAAUAGAGGACAAAUUAAGAACACAGUGGGAACUGCUAAUUCAGUUUCAUUUGUGUUCCGACUGUACAGACCAUGACAAAACAGAAACAUCUCAGUGAAGUGAUGUUUACAUUUCAAUACAAAAUAUUUGGAUUUUCAAUUCAUAUGUAAAUACUUGUACAUUGUCUACUUAUUUAUUGCACUGAAGCAUUUAUACAUCUGUUAUAAGAAACACUAUUACUCCAACAAAGUUUUUUGGAAAAAUUUAUUAUGAAAUUGUCAGAAAGUCAUAAACAAUUUUACAAUUAAUUUUGUUUUUGUACAAAAACAAUGUUCUUGGGCAAUGUACAACCCACUUAUUAAAAAAAAAAAAAAAAGCUUUCUUUCACUGCUUUUAUGUCUUUUACACCAUGUGCUAUGCAUAAAGAUGUUACUGACAUUUUAAGUGUUUUUUUUUUUCCUGUCCAGUCAUUUGUUUCCUUAAUUGAAUGGGCAUAAAUCAAACUUAAAAAAAUUCUGUCACACACACAAAACAAUGACAUUUGUAGGAAAGCCCUGGAUAGUUUUUGUUUGUUACUGUAUUUUUAUAAGGAACUUUAAGCCAGGCAGUUUUACAGUAGUGUUAGUCAAUGGUGAAGAAUAGAAAGCAUUUUGUUACAAUUCCUGUUUAACUUUUGGCCUGCAGAGCUUUUGACUUCAGUCCCACAUGUGCAAAAGUGUGUGCCUCAGGCAGGGGGAAGAAGGUGGUGUACAGGAUAAAAAAAAAAAAGAAAAAUAAAUGCAGGGGACAAUCCUUGGCAUAUAGGAAAAGAUAAUCCACAUAACAUACUGCAGUAGGAACAUUGAGCCACAAAUGUGAACACAAUUGACGUGUCCUAGAACCAAUCAAUAUAGUGUACAUACAAGGGGCAGCAAAUGUUAGAUAAUUCUGUUUUAUUUUAUUUACUUAUUUAGUAUAAAAAGUACAAAUAGCAGGGUCUGUUUUAAUCAUCUAAAUACAGAGAUGGCUUUAAUUGCUCGGAUGGAGUAUUCCCCCUGGAGUGAUUUAUUGAUUGCUUUAUUAAUAUCACCAAAUAAAAUAAUAUAAUGGGCAAAAGACCAAUGAGUAAACAGAUUUUAAGUCUUACAAGGGUGACAGAUUAAGUUUAGAUUAUAGACAUACAAGACAUCAAUGAGAGCAAGAAGCACCAUAUAACUGGCAGAGUUAAUAUUAAAGGAGCUGUGCGAGGAUACUUCUGGUGACAGAGACAAUGCUAUCUUUAUUAAGCAAACACUUGUCACAGUUUCUUUUCGAAGCACUAAAUAAUAUGUACAUAUUGGCUACACCUUCGUUAAGGUCAUUCUAAGAAAACGGAUUCUCCAGAACGACAAAAAAAUGACCCCACUUUCACACUGAUUAGCUUUCAUCUUUGACCUAGUUUUUCCAAAAAAAGUUUAGCUGUUGAAUUCACUGGUUAUCAAAGCGAAGAACAAAAUGUAUCGUCUGACAUCAUCAAGUACAUCCUCAGAACUAACAUGAUAGGUUCUUUCAGAUCAGGUGGUUUUCAACAGGUUUAAAUAAAUGCAGUUGUUUUUGUUUUUUUCAGUGAUCACUAAUUAUUUUCCCCCAAUUUGGCAAAUCCAAUUGUUUUUUUAGGCUCAGCUCACUGAUACCACCCCCACGCUGUCUCGGGAGCGGCGAACACAGAACACAUGCUGUCCUCUGAAGCGUGUGCCGUCAGCUGAUCAUUUCUUUUCACACUGCAGGCUCGCGUGCAGCCACGUCAGAGCUACAGCAUCGGAGGACAACACAGCUCUGGGCAGCUUACAAGCAAGCCCGCAGGCACCAGGCCAGACUUCAGGGGUCACGGUUGCGCGGUGAGAUGGGAACACCCUGGCUGACCUAAGCCGCCGCCGCUACUACAUAAAAUAGUAUACAGGAUAACUUUUUCUGCCUUUCAAAUAAUACUAAAAAGAUACAUUUUUCACAUACCACAAUCACAGCUCCUGCUUACUGGCAGAACAGAGUGUUGAGAGUUGCAGGAGAGCUGAAGAUGUAGAAAUGGUGCAUC
Polyodon spathula (Mississippi paddlefish) is the source of this 4550-nucleotide messenger RNA. Its product is annotated as bone morphogenetic protein 7-like. Lineage: Eukaryota; Metazoa; Chordata; Actinopteri; Acipenseriformes; Polyodontidae. Gene Ontology annotation, molecular function: growth factor activity; cytokine activity. The record is from RefSeq and is a predicted model, not a curated record. Gene Ontology annotation, biological process: SMAD protein signal transduction. The transcript is spliced from 7 exons. Gene Ontology annotation, cellular component: extracellular region. Bases 59 to 1342 code for a protein of 427 amino acids.